AUGAUAAAACUUAAUAAAAAACUACUCUUGUAUAUUCUUAAAUUAAACAACCAUGUAGUUAUAAGUAAAUGCGAAAAAAAAAAAGAUAAGCUUCUUUUCUUGUUACAUUUUAAUAAAUGGAGAGGAGGAAGUUAUAAUUAUACAACUAAAUUAAAAUGUGUAAAUAGUGAUAAGUUAUUAAAUAUGAUAAAUAAUAAUGAUAAUGUAGAAAAAAAAAAAACAUCUAAUGUAAUGGAAAAAGAUUUUCUCAAAAUAAAUGAUUUUUAUUAUUUUAAUAUUUAUUUAAUGAAAGAUCAAGAAUUUGUUAAUUUUGUUUUAAAAUAUAAUUUUUAUGAAAAUAAAAAUAUAUAUGUAUCUAUACUUAUACAUUUAAGUUAUAUUUAUAAAAAUAUAAGUAUUGAUCAAAUUUUAAAAGUAUUAGAAAAGGUAUAUGAACAAAAUAAAUCAUCUUUUUCACACUCAUUAAUUAAAGGAGAACAUAUUUGUAAGAUGUAUUCAUAUAUAUGUGAUAAUAUAAUAAAAUUAAAUAAUAUUCAGUUAAUUACCUUUUUAAAAUGUUGUUCUUAUACUAUAAAUGAUUACCCAUUAGAAAUUAUUAAAAUGAUAAAUAAAUUUCUUUUAUCAAAAUCAUUAUAUAAAUUAAAUAUAAAUAUUUUGCAUGAUAUUUGUAAUAGUUCUAUUAAAAUAAAAAAGGAUUGUACUUUGAAAAAAUUAACCUAUGAUGAAUCAAUUGUUUUGAUGAAUAAUAAAAUUGUAAACUAUUUAAAAAAUCAAAUUUUAAAUAUGAAUAAUAUUAAUAGUUUUUUUCAAAAUGUGCCUGUAUAUAUUAAUAUGAUAAAAGAGGAGGAAAAUAAUAUACCUCUAAAUUUAAAUAAUUACUUGAAUAAACCCGAAACGAUACAAAGUGACAUCAACAUUAAUAAUAAUGAUAAUAUUAUAAGACAAAAUAUGGAUGAUACUUAUCAUCGUGAUAAUAAUUUAACUUAUAUUAAUAAAAUAGAAGGUGAUAAUAUAAAACAAACAAAUCAUUUAAUACAUAAAAAUAAUAUACAAAAUAUAGACAAUCAACAUAAUAAUAUUCAUAUAAAUGAAAAUAAAAAUAACAAUGUUUUAUCACAAAAAUGGAUGAACCCUAUUUAUGAUAAUAUAAAAAAGUAUGAAGACUUUUCUUCAUAUAAUAAUACCAAAGAUGUCGAUUUAAAAAACUUCAAAAAUAAUUGUAAAUUAAUAUUUUUAAAUAAAAUAAAUGAAAUAAAUACAAAUAAUGCAAUAGCUUCAGUUUGUAUCCUUAAGUGGCUAGAAAUAAAAGACAUUUUUAUUUAUACGCAUAUUUGUGAAAUUGUAUUAAAAAAUAUUAUAAAUUUUGAUACUAAACAUUUCAUCAGGUUUUUGAGAAAGUGUCAUGCUCUAAAAUUUGAAAAGAAUAAAAAUGAUCAAAAAGAAAAUAUUAAGCACAAUAUUGAUUAUAAUGAAUAUCAUGGAGUUACCAAUUUAUUUAAUACUAACCUAGAAAAUAUGAAAGAUAUACAAAAUGUACAAAAUGUACAAAAUAUAAAUAAUAUAAAUAAUAUAAAUAAUGUAAAUAAUGUAAAUCCUUUUAGUAAUAACCAAAUAGACAAAAGUGACCACGAAAAAAAUAUACAAAUGAAUGAAAAAAAUAAUGUAGAAUAUAUCGAAGGAAGUAAUUUAUUUCUUCAACUAUUAAAUGAACGUGUGUAUCAAUUAAAUAUAAAAGAACUUAGAAGUAUUACAUAUGGUUUAUAUGGAUUUGUAGAAAACAUGAAACAAUUUUCUCAUUUAAAUAAUUUAAAGAAUAAUAUGAAUUUGUUUUUUUCCAUGUGCGUACAAUAUAUAACAAAUUAUAUUGAUAAAGAAAUAUUAAAAGAAAAAAAUUAUUUACAAAGUGAUAAUACAAAUAAUGAAACACUUUCAAAUCAUAUGGUAGAUAUGGAAGAGACAAUUAUAAAUGAUAAUAAUAUGAAAGAUGAUAUAUGUAUAAGAAAUGAUAAGAAUUAUGAUAUAAAUAUGAAUAAAGAUUAUAUAUAUAUAUCACCAUCAAAAGAUAUAUAUAUAGAUAAAUAUGAUACAACAUAUAAUCAUAAACAUAAUGAGAAGAUAAAAUAUAUAUGUGAUAUUUUAUUAAAUAUAAGUUAUUUUAAUAUUAGUAAAAAUCAUCGUAAAAUUAAAUUUGUAUAUGAAUAUAUAAAUAAAUUAAUAUCAAAUAAAAAUGAAGAUUUAGAUAUAAAUAAUUUAUUAGAUAUUCUAAUGUCUUUAUCAAAUUUAUAUAUAAAAACAAAUGAUAAUUAUAUUUUUCAUACAUAUAAAAAAAUUAUUGAAAUUUUACAAAAUGAAAAACAUAAUCAUAAAAUACUAAUUAAUGGUCAUCAUUUUAAUAAAUUAUCAAUUGGUAUAUUACCAAUACUUAAUGAAGAAAAUAAAAUAAUAUCAACAUUUUCUCAAUAUUUACUUUUCUUUGUUCAAAAUAAUAUUGUACCAUUAAGAUCAUGUGUUUUCUUAUUACAAAAUAUUAUGAAAAAUAUUAAUAUAAAAUUAAAUGAAUCCUUGUGUCUACUCAAAUUAGCUAUGAUAAAUAGAAUAUAUAUUUUUUUAAAACAUACACAUGAUUAUAUACAAAACAAAAAUCAACAAGAUAAUAAUGACUUAAAAGAAAUAGAUAUUCAAAAAUUUUUAUUAAUACAUUCAAUUAAUGAAAAUACAUUAAUAUGUAUUAUUACCAGCUUGUCUUUAAUACUUCAAUAUUCAAAAUAUGGAAGUACUAUAAAAAAUGAUGCCACAAAUCUUAUUUUAAAAAUUAUUCCAUACGUUUCAAAAAACUCUUUUAAAAAAUUUCCAAAAAAACAUAUUCAUUCGGAUUUAAUCGACAUCCUUUCAAUUCAGCAUGAUGACGUAAAGCAGGUGUUGAUAAGCAAAAUGUAA
Plasmodium gaboni is the source of this 2937-nucleotide messenger RNA. RefSeq lists its product as hypothetical. The record is from RefSeq and is a predicted model, not a curated record. Lineage: Eukaryota; Apicomplexa; Aconoidasida; Haemosporida; Plasmodiidae. The transcript has a single exon. Bases 1 to 2937 code for a protein of 978 amino acids.